GAUCAGUCUUAAAAGUGUGCUCAGUUUAAUUCAUUCGUAACAUCGAGCCCCUCGAUAAGUUUUUAAGAACGACCAAAUAACUUUUAUAUUUCCAAAUUAUUUUGCAAUUUUUUUGUUAAUUUUCAAUUAUUUAUUUAUUUAUUUAUUUAUUUAUUUAUUUAUUAUCAAAGUCAUUCGAACCGAUAAGUUCGAACCUCGGACAUCGAGCAACGAUCUUGAUUAACUUCGUUUGUUCUCCCACUCGGUCCUUUAUGCGUUACACCAGGAAAACUAGCAAAAUAAUUCAGCUUCAAUUUCGUACUUUUUUGUUGACGACUGUCCGUAAAUUGGCUCGGAAAUACGGGUCUCUUCCAUUUAUCUUGUGAAUUUGUCACCCGCGGCGACGAGUGCCAGGAUUUUUUUGGUCAUUUGAGUUUUUGAUUUUUCGGUAGACCAUGCGAAUACAAUUAGCAAUCCUGUUGCUUGGUCUUGCCUCAUCAUCGGCCGAGCAACGUCGAGCUGCUUCACUAAUCACGAGAACUCCCGAGGAACAAUGUCGACACGAGAAUCCUGCUCUGAUCAAUCAUUUUUCAUGGAUCGAUUACACGGUUCUUGCAAUAAUGCUGGUCGUAUCGUGUCUCAUCGGUACAUUCUACGGAUUCUUUACGAAAAAGCAAGAAACCAGCGAGGACUUCCUUCUCGGUGGAUCUACCAUGGGGACAUUUCCGAUGGCCAUGUCUCUCGCCGCGAGUUUUGUUACUGCUAUAGAACUCCUCGGUAAUCCUGCUGAGAUGUAUUCGCAGGGUACUCAAUUCUGGAUGAUUUGCUUGUCAUUCUUGCUUGUGGUGCCAAUAACUUCGAGAUUAUAUUUGCCGGUUUAUAUGAAGCUUCGACUUACUUCGAGUUACGAGUACUUGAAUCUUCGUUUCAACAGACACUGCAGAUCGCUCGCGAGUGGUCUUUACAUGUUGCAAAUGGUUUUGUACACGUCGGUGGCCGUUUAUGCACCGGCAUUGGCACUGAGCCAUGUUACUCAGCUGAAUACCUAUUUAGCUGUGAGUCUAGUCUACGUAGUCUGCAUAUUUUACGCUUCUCAGGGUGGAAUGAAAGCCGUUAUCAUGACGGAUACAUUUCAAGCUGUCGUUCUACUGGCCUCACUUUUCACGAUUCUCGGUUUGGGAAUGAGUUGGGCCGGUGGCGUUUCGCUGGUUUGGCUCGAGAACAGCAAUACCGGCAGGAUGGAAUUUUUCAAUAUGGAUCCAAGCCCUACGGUACGACACAGUUUUUGGAGCGUCGUUGUCGGUGGUACUUUCUACUGGGCAACUAUGUUUUGCAGUAACCAGGCAUCCGUCCAAAAGUACAUGAGUGUCGAGAGCAUUGGUCAAGUUCGAACAGCUCUGUGGGUGUCGUCCGCUGGCUUGAUUCUGAUAUACAGCGUUAAUUUCCUUUCGGGAAUGGUCUUAUAUACCGCUUAUAAAGACUGCGAUCCAUUACGUGCUGGGGACAUUACUGGCAUGGAUCAAUUGUUACCACUGUACGUAAUGAAUUUUAUGGGACAAUUAAAAGGUAUGCCCGGAUUCUUCGUUGCUGGUAUAUUUGCCGCUUCACUCGGAACCGUGGCAAGUGCACUGAACUCUUUAGCAGCGAUAACCUGCGAGGACCUUCUACAGGGAGUUUUGAAAAUCAAAGUACCACCAAGCAAAGGUGCCAUAUAUGCAAGGUGGAUAAGCAUAUUAUUCGGUGCUUUGAGUUUCGCCCUCGUGUUUGUGGUCGAACGUCUCGGUGGGGUUCUCGAAGUGGCUUUAUCGUUCAACGGAAUGGUCGGUGGCGUGACUUUGGGGCUUUUUUCACUGGGAAUGUUCGUACCUUGGGCAAACGGUAAAGGUGCCUUUUUCGGAGCUCUCACUGCCCUCGCUCUCGUUACGUGGAUCGGACUCGGUGCACAAGUCGCUACUUACAAUGGACAAAUCAAUCUUGAAACCAGACCUACUUCCGUUAUAAAUUGUCCGUGCACCAAUGAAUCCAUGAUCGUCCUUGAGAUGGCUGAUGGAGAAGAUUUCGUUGAAGCCUGGUCGAUUUACAGAAUAAGUUAUUUGUGGUACAGUGUGAUCGGUUGCCUCGUAACUGUGGUCGCCGGUUUCCUCGUGAGCUUGUGCACCGGACUUCAAAAUCCUGCAGAUCUCGAUCAGGAUUUGCUGAGUCCACCGAUUCGUGCUCUUCUCGGAACACCAACUAAAUCGCGAAGUCGUCAGAUUCAGGGUAUCACGAAUCUGGCUCUGGAGCUCGAGGACGAAAAGAUACAGAGGGAAACGAAAAACGAUAAGGGUUCGCCGACGAUUAAGACACAGCAUUAAUGAUCGAGCAAAAUGUUUCUCGGAUAAAUGUACGUUCGACCCGAGAAAGCGAUUAGCCAGGAUUGUAUAUUUCAUGAUUUUUAAUAUUUUUUUUUAAGCCAACGUACAAAUAUGAUUACCGAUCGAUGUAUUCUUUUUUUCUUUGCAUUCCAAAGGUUAAUUUAUAAGAGACUGCUCUCAAAAUGUUACAUUUUUAUCAUUCAAAGCACCGUGUGUACUUACGAUUGUAGCUAGAACAUUAAUUUAAUAAUUUUACUAAUAAUGAUACAAAGUAUGCGAUGCGGUUUUUACUCAUUUUAUAAGUUGAAUUUUACAGUACUAGUAUUAUGAUGAUCAGUUCAAGAUGGAGCAUUGUUAUUUUUGUAUAUUUAUGAGACCAGCUGCUAUUGUGAGAAGUUAUGAUAACUGAUGUAAUGUUGGGAGUUUAUAAACGCUAGCAAACAUUGUA
Venturia canescens is the source of this 2781-nucleotide messenger RNA. Its product is annotated as sodium-coupled monocarboxylate transporter 1-like. Gene Ontology annotation, biological process: transmembrane transport; sodium ion transport. Gene Ontology annotation, molecular function: symporter activity. The record is from RefSeq and is a predicted model, not a curated record. NCBI's taxonomy places the organism in Eukaryota, Metazoa, Arthropoda, Insecta, Hymenoptera, Ichneumonidae. Bases 435 to 2333 code for a protein of 632 amino acids. The transcript has 8 exons. Gene Ontology annotation, cellular component: membrane.